Molecule: messenger RNA, 1431 nt
Organism: Manihot esculenta (cassava)
Lineage: Eukaryota; Viridiplantae; Streptophyta; Magnoliopsida; Malpighiales; Euphorbiaceae
Exons: 3
Coding region: 1-1431 (476 amino acids)
Source: RefSeq, a predicted model, not a curated record
AUGUCUCACCUUGAGAUUGAGAGAGCAAGGAGAGAGAGAGAGCAGAAAGAAAGAGAGGGUGCCUCCAGCGAUACUUCAAACAAAGAAAGCUUGUCGGAUCAAGAGAAGGAGGACUCGGUUACGCUAAAAUAUCCCAUGUUGACAAAGAGCAAUUAUGCAGCAUGGGCUAUUAAAAUGGAAGUGUUUAUGAUGGCUCAAGGUGUAUGGGAGCCAAUCGAGUCUGAAGGUCCAGUUGAUAAACGAAGAGACAAGAUGGCAUUGGCGGCCAUCUAUCAAGGUAUAGGUGAAGAUACCUUGCUUCAACUAGGGGCCAAGAAGACAGCAAAGGAGGCAUGGAAUAUGCUCAAAGUUAUGAACCAAGGCGCAGAAAGGGUGAAGGAGGUCAGAACUCAAACCUUAUGGAGUGAAUUUGAUGCAGUGAAGAUGAGUGAUUCAGAGACAAUAGAUGAGUUCUCUGGAAAACUCACCAUCAUCGUCAAUAAAUUAAGAAGCCUUGGGAACAUUGUUGAAGAUGAAAAGAUAGUUUCAGCCAUAGAGGAAUUUAGUGAUCUGAAAACCAAAUCGGUAGAGGAGGUAAUUGGAUCAUUAAAGGCUCAUGAAGAACGUUUGCUCGGUUAUGGAGGCAAUUCAGCUGAAACAGUCCUUCUCACGAGAGCUGAAUGGAAGGCCAGAGAGGAGGGCAGCACUUCCAUAAAAGCUCAGAAUAGCAACAGUGGAAAGGGGGGCAGAGAAUGUCCCACGAAAGAGAGAGAUGAAAAGGCUAAUUUAACACAAGAAGACGAAGGACCAUCCUUGCUGCUGCUGGAAACGUGUGUGCCAGAAUUGUUACCAGCAGAGGAGUUUGAGAUAAUUAUGCUGCAAGAAAAUACCAAUGAAUCCGAGACAAAAGAAAGUAAUUGGUAUUUGGAUUCUAGUGCAAGUAGCCACAUGUCAGGUGAAAAACGCUACUUUGUAGAAUUAAACCUUACCAUUACAGGAAAAGUAAGAUUUGGUGAUGGGUCCAUGGCUAGCAUUUGCGGACAAGGUUCAAUUCUAUUCCAGUGCAAAAAUACUGAACACAUAACUCUACAGAAUGUUUAUUAUAUUCCAAGGCUUAAGAGUAACAUUAUAAGUCUUGGACAGCUUGAUGAAGCAGGAAACUCAAUUGUGAUUGGCAGAGGACACCUGAAGUUGUAUGACAGGAGGAGCAGGCUAGUGGUGGAUGUUGUGAGAGGAACAAACCGGCUUUACAUUGCAGCCUUAGAGCUUGCUACACCAAUCAAUUUGCUGGCAAAGAUGGACAAUGAAUCUUGGGCAUGGCAUGCUAGAUUUGGUCAUCUUAAUUUUGAUUCUUUAAGAAAGCUCAGCAGAAAAGGCAUGGUCAAAGGGCUGCCCAGUAUUGAUCAAGUAAAUAAGCUAUGUGAUGGGUGUCUUGUGGGAAACAGCACAUAA